This is a messenger RNA of Emericellopsis cladophorae, 1986 nucleotides long. RefSeq names its product mRNA export factor-like protein. Gene Ontology annotation, cellular component: nucleus. Gene Ontology annotation, molecular function: RNA binding; protein binding. Gene Ontology annotation, biological process: poly(A)+ mRNA export from nucleus. The record is from RefSeq and is a predicted model, not a curated record. The coding region runs from base 1 to 1986 and encodes 661 amino acids. The transcript is spliced from 2 exons. NCBI's taxonomy places the organism in Eukaryota, Fungi, Ascomycota, Sordariomycetes, Hypocreales, Bionectriaceae.
AUGGCACCACGUGGCGCAAAGGCCAAGACGGCCACAGCCGGACGCGAAACGAGAAGUACGACCCUGAACUCGAAAUCGAGUUCGAGAGGCGGCAUCUCGAAGCGUCGUGGACAAGGGCGCGUCGACAAUGACGGUGACCUGGACAUGGGCGCUGGGGCCACUCGUACACAACAUGGCGGUGAUGGCAAUGCUCGCGGCAGGGGCGACGGCAAAAACGGUCGCGGUGCAUCGAAAACAGCCCAAACGAUACUGAAGCACCUGACAAGCGGCGAUGCCGAUCGCAUUAGCUCCCGUGUCAAAAACCCAGAGGCAGCGAAACAAGCCAGGUCCAAGGCCAACGCCGCCCCCGUGGUGUACCUGCGAGUUCACGGUCACAAAGCAUCCAAGGCCUCGAGCUCGAAAGACGGCGGCCUCUCUCAACUUCUUGCUUUCCUCGAGCGCAAGUCUACCGAACGAGUUCGAUCCAAAUCCCGCAACGUAAUCAUCAGAAAGUCUCAUUCUGUGGGCGAUUACGUCUUUGUGGGUGUCAGCAAAAUAGACGCAGAAGAGAUUCUGAAAUUGAAUAACUUCUCGUUCGCCGGCAGUAAACUGGAAAUCAUCGAAACGGAAGAUGGGCUUGGUCAUCACGGCAGUGCAACCGAGUCAAAGGAAACUCAGGAGCUUCGGGCCAAGCUUCAGGAGAUACUCAGUCAACGAUACACCAGCGAAGUCAAGCUAUUGAAGCUCGACGCACUGACCACCGACGCCAGCCUCGUCGCGCUCGGAAUGUUCGACAAUCGGGAGCGAGCGCUGAAGACCUUUAAGGGACUCAUGGCAAUUUGCGAUGGUCUGUUCAAAACGGCCAAAGCGAAGCAAGAGGCCAUUGAAAGUAUCAGCCUCGCGAAUAACAACAUCGACAAUGUCAGUCAGGUUGAGUCUGUUGCCUUGACAUUCCCACAACUGAAAAACCUGGACAUGAGCGGGAACCAAAUCACAAAUAUGCAGGCUGUAGAGCAGUGGAAGGGCAAAUUCAAGGAGCUCGAAGCUCUCUACAUGACUGGCAAUCCUAUUGAGGCCAACGAUCCAAAUUAUCCAGCCACACUCCUCGAGUGGUUCCCCAAGCUACAGAGCAUCAAUGGCAACAUCUUGCGGACACCCGAACAAAUUGCGGCCCAGAUCGCAGCUACGCAACCUCGCCCUAUACCACAGCACGGCCCUGACUUUCGCGACGUCAAUGGCAUCGCAGAGACCUUCCUCCUCGAAUUCUUCGCGGCUUUCGACGCCGACCGUCCCAAACUGUUGCAGGAUCUCUACGACGAUAGAAGUAAAUUCUCGCUGGCCGUCGACACAACCUCUGUUAGAGACCCAGACGCCCCCCCGCCACCUCGCUGGAGCCCGUAUCUACCAGAUUCACGAAAUCUCAUCAAGAUUACCAGCUUCAAUGCACGAAAGCAGCGGCUCCGGAUUGGCACCACAUCGAUUGCUGAAUGUUGGAACGCCUUUCCUUUCACUAGGCAUCCGAGCAUCAAAGACCAUAUUGACAAGUACAUUAUGGACUGCAAACCGAUACAGGGCCUAGAAGAUCCCAGUGGUGCAACCCCCGGUGGUGUGGAUGGACUAAUGAUCACGGUCCAUGGCGAAUUCGAGGAAUCGGACAAGAAGACCAGCACUAUGGGCAUGCGCAGCUUUUCGCGUACAUUCAUUCUCGGUCCUGGCCAGCCCGGACAAGCCGCCAUCCGCGUGGCGAGCGAUAUGCUGUCAUUGCGUGCGUCGAGUGCUUUGCCAAACGUCCACCAGGCGACGGGGGCACCUCCAGCCACAGCAUCUCCCCAACAGGCCGCUUCAGGCCCCCCUGGUAUCGAUGCAAUACAGAAGCAAGCUAUGCUAGCGGAGCUUGCCAGGCAGACUGGCAUGACUGCAGAGUACGCGGAGAUGUGUCUAGAUCAGGUCAACUGGAAUUUCGACCAAGCUCUUGUUAUCUUCAACGAGAAGAAGGUGCGUGUAUGA